Molecule: messenger RNA, 3816 nt
Organism: Patiria miniata (bat star)
Lineage: Eukaryota; Metazoa; Echinodermata; Asteroidea; Valvatida; Asterinidae
Gene: wdr3
Product: WD repeat-containing protein 3-like
Exons: 24
Coding region: 61-2877 (938 amino acids)
Biological process (GO): maturation of SSU-rRNA
Cellular component (GO): Pwp2p-containing subcomplex of 90S preribosome; small-subunit processome
Molecular function (GO): snoRNA binding; protein binding
Source: RefSeq, a predicted model, not a curated record
GCGUUGUCUAUCUUCUCAAGAAGCUUGUUAAAUAACAUGUUAUGAUAGUCUAGUUUCACCAUGGGGCUGACGAAACAGUAUCUCCGCUACUCACAGAGUGCGACAUUUGGCGUAGUAGGCACUCAGAAGGCCAACGUCUUGUUCGUUGAACUCCGCGGUGUCCGGGGGAAGUAUGCCGCCACCGCAGCCUGCGAACACGUCUUUGUGUGGGACUUGCGCAAAUCUGAAAAGAUGCUGGUCCUGCAGGGUGACAAAUCUGAAGUCUCCGUUUUGGCCAAGAGUCCGCAGGGCCAGAUCUUGGCCGUAGGCUACGCCGAUGGAAUGGUCAAGGUCUUCAGCCUUACUACAGGGGAAGUGACCGUCACGUUCAGCGGUCACAAGUCGGCCGUCACGGCGCUCAGCUUUGAUCAAAGGGGGCUCCGACUAGCGUCAGGUUCCAAAGACACAGACGUGAUCAUAUGGGACGUGGUUAACGAGAGUGGUCUUUACCGACUCAAAGGCCACAAGGGAGUGGUCACCCAGUGUCAAUUUAUGAAAGAACGCAACAUUCUCAUCACAAGUUCGAAAGACACUUUUGUCAAGUUCUGGGACAUGGACACCCAGCAUUGUUUCAAGACGCUGGUUGGUCACAGGACAGAGGUGUGGGACUUUGUUCUCUUAGGUGCUGACCAGAGGCUAGUGACUGGGGCGGGGGACAGUGAGCUCCGAGUCUGGGAUAUAACCUUCCAAGAUGAGGAGUCCAAAGAGGGCGCCGAGCAGCCAGCUAAGAAGCAGAAGUUGUCCUCCAUCGUUCAUGACGAGGAAGACGAAGAGGAAGAAGAAACGAGCAUUCUCAGUUGCAAGUGUGUGGGGUCCAUCGUGCGUAAAGGUCGUCAGCGAGCCGUUUCUCUAACAAUCGACAGUGCAGGAAGGGUGCUGUGUUGUCAUGGUGCCGAUUGUUGGUUAGAGGUCUUUCUGGUCCUGACUAGCGAAGAGAAGACGAAACUUCUCAGUAAAAGACAGAAGAAAGCUAGAAAGAAGAGCAGGGAAAGUGUAACGAACGGAGAAAACAACGAAGAAAUUCCAGAGUUGCUGGCAGUGAAAGAUGAAAUUCAGCCUCGCUGCGUUCUGAAAGCUUCCAGCAAAAUACGGUCAUUUGCGGCCAUCUUAGAGAACGAUGCCACAGCUGUCAAGCUCGUCUUGCAGCUGCACAACAACUCGCUAGAGACCCACAUCUUCCAGUCCUUAGAGGGCAGACAUUGGGAUGCGGAGAAGCAGGGCGCGGUCGCCCUCCCCGGUCACCGGUCAGAUGUGCGGACAGUAGCCUUCAGCUCGGACAACACCACCGUGCUGACCGGCGCUGGCGAGUCCGUCAAAAUCUGGAACAGAGCGACCCAGCAGUGUAUCCGAUCCAUGAAGUCUGGCUACGCACUCUGCUCUGCCUUUGUGGUCAGUGAAAGGCACUGUGUGAUAGGCACAAAGACGGGCCACCUGGAGUUGUUUGACAUUGCAGCGGGUGUUCUGCUGGAGAGAGUCGAGGCACAUGAGGGCGCCCUUUGGUCCAUCGCCACAUCACCAGACAAGAGAGGUUUUGUUACAGGCAGCGCAGACAAGACCCUCAAAUUCUGGGAUUUUGAGCUAAUCAAGGACGAAGAUGCCCAGUCUAGCAAACGACUGACGGUAGUCCACAGACGUACCUUACAGAUGCCAGACGACGUUCUGUGCGUCAAGUUUACGCCAGAUCAGAAACUGAUAGCGGUGGCUCUACUAGACUCCACCGUUAAGGUCUUCUUUGCUGACACUCUUAAGUUUUUCCUGGCUUUGUACGGACACAAGCUGCCUGUGUUAGCAAUGGAUAUCUCAUCAGACAGUACUUUGAUUGUGACAGGCUCGGCAGAUCGGAACGUCAAGAUCUGGGGGUUGGACUUCGGAGAUUGUCACAGGUCCAUGUUUGCCCACGAUGACAGCAUCAUGAGCCUUCAGUUUGUACCCAACACCCACUUGUUUUUCAGUGUUGGCAAGGACAAGAAGAUCAAGCAAUGGGACGCUGAUCACUUUGAGCAGAUCACAACAUUGGAAGGCCAUCAUGCUGAAGUCUGGUGUUUGGCCGUCAGCCCAAAUGGAAACUACCUGGUCUCUGGGUCACACGACAAGUCGCUACGUCUUUGGGAGCGGACCCAGGAGCCUCUUGUUCUUGAGGAGGAGAGAGAAAUGGAGAGAGAGAAGGCUGCGGAGGAGGCUUUGUCUCAUGAGGAACGACCCACGCUCCCAGGUCAGAGGUCAAACAGCGAGGUCGGGGCGGCCGGACGACAGACUGCCGAUACUGUCAAAGCUGCCGAACGAAUCAUGGAGGCUUUGGAGCUGUACAAGGAGGAAACGGCCAAAGAGGAAGAGCACGAGGAAAUACGGAGAGCCAGCAAGAAAGAGAUUCCUCCAAUGAAAAAGCAUCCAAUUCUGCAAGCUUAUGGCAACAUUUCGCCAACAAGAUAUGUUCUUGAGGUGAUCAGGAAAGUCAAGUCCAGUGAGCUAGAAGAGUCUUUGUUGGUGAUACCGUUCAGCUAUGUACUGGAGCUCCUACCUCUACUUGAGACAUUCAUCAGCUCAGGAUGGGAGGUGGAACUAGCCUGCAGGUGUCUUCUGUUUCUAAUAAGGGUUCACCAUGGUCAGAUCACAUCCAGUCAGUCUCUGCUACCGAUCAUAGACAGAUUACGUAGCACCUCCAUGCAACAGGUGCAUCAGAUGAGGGAUCGGAUCGGGUUCAACCUUGCCGGUUUGCAGUUUCUCCAGCGGGAGCUGGAGUCCAGGCAAGAGGUGCAGCUCUUCGGCGACGCCACGGCCAAGAUGAAGGACAAGAACAAGAAGAGAAAGCGGAAACUCAUGAUCACCUUGACAAGUUGAAAUAAUUAGGAAUUCCCUUAACUUUAAUUCUAGGUUUUUAUUGCCAGAAACUAACCUUUUUUUCCCAGCCAAAAUCCACCAGGGCUGAGCUGAAUGCAUGUACAGCAAACAUCUAAAUAGUUGAUCAUCUACCAAAUAUCGGAAUACUCUUUUACCAAAUAUCGGAAUACUCUUUUACCAAAGUCAAAAUCAUGUGAGCCGUGUCGAGAAGACGACGAAAGAGUCCAUGAGGUAAUUGUCUUCAUUAAGUUGAGCGGUUUUAUUUUUUUGUUAAAUUUUGUGUGGACAGCCACUUUACAUGCUGAUAUGAGGGCAAGUUCUGUGAGGAAUAUUAGCACUAAUUUGUAUCUUUAAAAUCUGUCAGCUUUCUCAACAAAUAUAUGAUAUUCAUAAAGUUUUUAACCUCAUGUCAAUCAAAUUAUAUUGAUGCACACAGAAUGGAAUGUCCUCCGAGUUUAGCAAUGUCGCAUUUUGUUUUUCGUCUUGGACAGACACUUAAUAUGCAUCUGUGCUCAAAUUCUGCUGCUUUAUGUCACUUCAAAUUCAACCACCAUAGUAUUGCAGUCAUUUUAUUUCGGAUAGUCUAUGUACAUUGCUAUUGAAUAAUGACAGACUUUAAUAAUUGUAUACAUGUACAUUUAAAGCGUCUAGCAGUUGCAUAGCACAAGCCUGAUAUACAAUGUGCAUGCAUUUCUAAAAUAUAACAGGAAACAUCUUCAUCAAAUUUCUGUCAACAUAUCUGUAUUUGUUUCUUUCUGAAGCUAGCAUUUAUGUAGGCAAGCCUUUAAGCGACAUUUACAAGCUGAAGAUGAAAACUAACAAUUAAUAAUACUUUUUAUUUUAGCACCAAAUUAAAUAUAAUCUGUUACAGUUAAUACCUUAGAUGCCAUUUUUUUUAAGUCGUCAACAACACAAUAAAGUUGUGUAUGGCACCACAAA